CUACACCUGAUUUUGAAUUUCAUGCUUUCGCCUAGACCACUAGCUACUAGUGCUCCGAUAUUAUAACUUAUGGAACCUCCGAUUGUUGCUCACAUGAAUCCAUCAGAACCAAAGAACAAACAGAAUCCGUGGUCAUUCAACCACCGUACUCGAGCUCAUUAUGCAUUCGACUCUGGAUCUGACUCUGAAUCCGAGGCCGAAGUUAACUCUCAAGUCAAUAUUCCUUCUGACGAUACUAGAUUCAUUCAAGACCUCGAUAUCUCUUUGCGGCAUGAGACUGUGGAGUACAAGCCCAACCCAUGGAGUAUUGCGCGUAUCAAUGCUGUCAGUCGUCCCCCGAAUAAGGAACCCCCCAAGCAGGCGAUCUCAGAGGACAUACGACAAAAACCACAGCCACGGGCACCACGGGGUCGAAUUGUGGAUGCAUUCAAAGUUCAGGCAGAGCGCAAGUUGCGUCGCGUACCCCCUCCUUUGAAGGCACCCAAGGUUACAAAGCCCAAGUCGAAUAUGCCUCAGGUCUCUCGGGAGCACCAAGUUUGUUCACAAAUCCGGAGGAUGAGUAGCCCUGAACCAGGGGACUACUCGCAGCACGAUAAUGCAUCGUCUCUCGCCAGUGGGUUCCAAACCAGACCUUCGGACAUGCCUGCUACCUUGUUGUCCAACGCUCCCCAGGGGGACUUCCACGAUCUGCGAGUUCAACCUCAUCCGGAUGUCCCAAUAUUACCCUGCACUACAUAUAGCGAGCGCGGCAACAUUCAAAUGAAUCAUGAACGAAGCGAAGCGCAUAUAUCCACCCCCGAUAUGAGUCUGUUGCCACAAUCGCAAUAUAACAUGCGAUUCAUGUCUAUGUCAUCUCCGCUUAGCAGCCGCGACUAUCGAGUGAAUGCUUCACACCUUCGACAAGGAGGUUAUCAAUCUUCCCCGCCAAGACCUUAUCAUAGAAGUAUCAAUACUCCCCCGAGAGUGCUUCCGUGUAACCAAUCCUCCUCACAAUUUCGCCGUGGCAUACAUCUUACUGGUAAUCAGCGUUUUCAAGCGUUGUCUGCAUUGCCCGUUCCCCAGGUUCCAGCGGCGGGGUCCUACCGCACAUUGCCACCUGCGAUGGUUGAAGUAGAGCCUCCGUCAAUGCCGCAGUGGCUGGCCUCCACCAUUCACAGCUCCCUCAACCCUCCACUAGCUCAAGCAGAAUUUAUCGAGAGAGUUUCAAGCCCGGAGCAAAACCAUAACGAUCUUAUGUCACUAGAGUCCAGGAAGCGUCCAUACCGAUCACCAACGCCAUCUCCACUGCCACAACGUGCCAAAAAGUCUACGCCGAAACGUAAAAUUGCGGCCUCGUCAGUUUCACUUGGUGAUCACCAAACUUCUGUAUACACGUUCGAUAACGAUCCUGACGCUAACUGGAGCACGGUCACGAAACCAGGGAAGAAAAAGAGUAAGAAUUAUAAGCCUAGUCACAUAUCGUCAUCAGGACCGUUCAGUCUCCGUCUUCCUGGUAUUGCUGUCGGAAAUUCGAGGGGCCGGAGUACAGGCGUGACACGGACAGAGAAGAAGCUUGGCACUCAAACAAAGAGACGUGUUAUCACGUACCUCCCACCACCACUACCACAGCGCACCGUAGCACGAAUCGAAAAUUCGCUCCAGAUCGAGGAACACUACGUCCCCGAUAACAACGCGCUCCCCUCUGGGUCCACGCCAGCUGUUCAGCCACCACAAGAGAGCGGUCGCGUAUCUCCUCUACCACUCGCCGACUCUGAUGAUUUGACAUUAGUGGAUGGAGUGGACGAGCAAGUGGUCACAUUUGAUACUGGAGAGGUGAAGGCGCGGUAUCCCAAAAUUCGCAAGCUCAUCAAAGAGACUCGCGUUAUGCUUCCGGAGCUGCUGGGUCUUCCGAGUUGUGGGGUUGUAUGGCGGGACGAUGAUGUUGCACGAGUGGACGACACCGAGAAUAGAGAAAUCAAGAUAAGCGUUUGGCCUUGCGUUGGAUGA
This is a messenger RNA of Suillus discolor, 1986 nucleotides long. RefSeq lists its product as uncharacterized. NCBI's taxonomy places the organism in Eukaryota, Fungi, Basidiomycota, Agaricomycetes, Boletales, Suillaceae. The record is from RefSeq and is a predicted model, not a curated record. Bases 70 to 1986 code for a protein of 638 amino acids. The transcript is spliced from 3 exons.